Patella vulgata (common limpet) is the source of this 2220-nucleotide messenger RNA. RefSeq names its product slit homolog 2 protein. Bases 122 to 1360 code for a protein of 412 amino acids. The transcript is spliced from 2 exons. Gene Ontology annotation, cellular component: plasma membrane. NCBI's taxonomy places the organism in Eukaryota, Metazoa, Mollusca, Gastropoda, Patellidae. The record is from RefSeq and is a predicted model, not a curated record.
GGUCGAUCCUUGAAGUAUAUAUAAGAGUGGUUUUAGUGUAUCACAAUGAAUCACACGCCUAUUUUUGAAACUUGAAACAUCAUAGUAAUUAAAAGAGAGAAAAACCACACGCCCUUCAAAUAUGGUGCCCGUCUGGAUAUUGUUUCUUAUUUACUUGAAAUGUGUUCCCGCUGUUCCCGAUUGUCCAGAUUCCUGCUUAUGCUUCUCUGAAUUUGUGACUUGUACAUCCGUGAACGAAAAAACAAACUUUCCAACCAGUACCAGAACCAUAGUGUUGGACAAUGCUCAGCUUAGUUCGCUUCCGUCAGGCAUAUUUCAGGAUCUGCCUGUUUUGAAGCUGAUUGAGAUUCGCUCAAGUAAUAUAGGGACAAUAGAAUCGGGCGCUUUCUCAAAUCUACAUAAUUUGGAUUCCAUAUUGAUCAGUUCGUCAACAGUAGGAACCAUAGCGACCACCGCUUUCAGCAACUGUUCUCAAAUAGAAACUAUAGCCAUCUCCUAUUGUACGGUUUCCGCAGUCCAGCUCGGUGCAUUUUCGAAUUUAAAGAAUUUAACGCGACUUGAGAUCUAUUCGAGUAACAUUUCAGUUAUAGAUCAGUCAGCAUUUCAAAAUAUUUCAAAUAUCAAAUCUUUGGAUCUGUUCUUAAAUGAUAUCAUUGAUUUAAAACAAGGGACCUUUACUCGAGUGGUGCCUGUUUCUGCCAAUAUAUACUCUAAUACAUUUGGCCGAGUCGAGUGCAACACCUUUGAAGAACUUUUUGCUGUGGCCGAAAGAAAACAAUUCUAUUCCAACAAAUUUACGUGUAACUGUGACAUUGCCUGGAUUUUACGCGAUGGCCUCUAUACACACACGUUAUCAAAUAACGAAUGUAGUGAUGCUUCUCCGAAAUCGCUGAGGAGAAAAAGCUUGAAGGAAGUACUGCCAUCUUCCAAAAUGGCGAACUGUGUCAUACCAGCAGUCUGUCGGAAUAAUGAGACCCUGAUAACCCCAUCAACUACUCAACGAUCAAACACAGUUUCUAUAUCAAGCACAACCGUGAUUACAUCUGCCCCAGAUACCAUCCCUGUUACGAUAACCAAGUCUUUAGGUACGACCACAACGAAACGUCCGUCAACGAACAUCCGCAAAGAUACCACAACAGCGGAUGGCCUUCCUUCGACUAAAGCUACACCUGUUUCACAGUCAACGGACGAAACAUUCGUCACAAAAAGGAUAACAACACAAUCUCCCAGAGUAACGAGGGAAAUGACUAAAAUGCCGGAAACCACAGGAGAGCAAGCCGGACAAAGGAACCAUUCAGCGACUCUUAAACAAGAAUUUAUUUUCACGGCAUUGUUUGCCAUGUUACUUAUGCUGGGAUAAAUACUGAACAUUUCAAGUGUUUGUCAAUCUGUUGUUUUUGUCAUAGAUAUUAUCUUGUUGUGAACAGCUGUCUGUUAUUUAUAUUUGUGCGUAUCUAUAUUCCCCCGAGAAACGGCUUCCAUACGAAAGGUUUGUCCAAUCAAUGGUCAAAGGAAAAUUCGAAGAAUAAUUCGUAACACGAGGUACAAUUUUAUGGAUACACAAUUACCGAGUUUAAUACUAAGCGACGGGGAUACUCUCGUCUAUAUCAAGCAAAUAAAGACGAGAGUAAUUGUGUAUCCAUAAAAAUGUACCUUGUGCUAAUAUGUUCAAUUACUAAAUGCCAAUCAAGGAAAAUAAUUCGUAAGACCACGCCAAUUUAAUUUUCAGUUCUUCGUGAUCUUGAUAAAUAUGAAUAACCACUUAAAUCACGUAAAAUAUGUUUUGUUUAAAAUUCUAAAACUUAAAAAUUGGGAAGUAAAAGAUUUUGAAUGGAAUAUAGCCAUAUACUUUUGGAUUUUUAAAUAAGUCCUUUUCUAGAGAAAUAAAAGGAAAAUCUAUUAAAGGUGUUCCCGAAGAACAGAAAUGUAUUUGGAGAAAUGUUUUUGAAGAAAUGUUUUUUGGAAAAUGUGUAACCACCUAAAUCACGUAAAAGUACUUUUCUAAAGAAAUCAGAGGGAAAUGUUUUAAAAGGCGUUCCCGAAGAACAUAAAAUGUUUUUGGAGAAGUGUGUUUAGAAAACUGUUUUGUAAGAUUGAUACUUGGAGAUUUGUAUUUGGAAAUUUGAUGUUCGAGAUUUGUUUUUCGUUGUAUGUCUCUGAUGAAAUGUAAAUGUAGGCUAAAUUUUUGAUUUUCUAAAAUAAAUUUUUAUCUUUAUAUUA